Messenger RNA from Nematolebias whitei (Rio pearlfish), 970 nucleotides. It is a transcript of the gene stx2b, whose product is annotated as syntaxin 2b. Gene Ontology annotation, biological process: exocytosis; intracellular protein transport; synaptic vesicle fusion to presynaptic active zone membrane. The record is from RefSeq and is a predicted model, not a curated record. Gene Ontology annotation, molecular function: SNAP receptor activity; SNARE binding. The transcript has 11 exons. Gene Ontology annotation, cellular component: endomembrane system; presynaptic active zone membrane; plasma membrane. The coding region runs from base 44 to 928 and encodes 294 amino acids. NCBI's taxonomy places the organism in Eukaryota, Metazoa, Chordata, Actinopteri, Cyprinodontiformes, Rivulidae.
GAGCUGAGGAGCCCCGCGGAUCGGAUCGGAUCGGAUCAGGAGGAUGAAGGACCGGCUGGCUGAGCUGACUGCUAGUGGCACACGAGCAGAGGAGGAGGUGGCAGUCGCUGUGGACAAUGUGGACGGCUUCAUGGAGAGUUAUUUCAGGAAGGUGGAGGAGGUCCGAGGGCUGAUUGAUAAGAUCUCCUACCAAGUGGAAGAGGUGAGGAAGGUACACAGCAUGAUCCUGUCUGCACCCAACCCCGACGACAGUACAAAGAAUCAGCUGAGUGCACUGACCCACGACAUCAAAGGGAAUGCCAAUGUGGUGCGAGCUAAACUAAAAUCCAUGGAGCAAAGUAUGCCAAAAGAUGAUGCUGCUAAUAGAUCUUCUGUCGACUUCAGGAUCCAGAAAACACAGCACACUGUGCUAUCCAGGAAGUUCGUGGAGGUCAUGACCCAGUACAACGCCACUCAAGUGUCAUUUCGGGAACGGAGCAAAGGAAGGAUCCAGCGACAACUGGAGAUAACUGGAAGAGUGACCACCAAUGAAGAACUGGAAGACAUGCUGGAAAGUGGAAAUCCAUCAAUCUUCGCAUCUGAUAUCAUUUCAGACUCACAAAUCACACGCCAGGCCUUAAAUGAGAUAGAGUCCCGUCACCAGGACAUUAUACGUUUGGAGUCCAGCAUCAGAGAGCUUCACGCAAUGUUCAUGGACAUGGCGAUGCUGGUAGAAACUCAGGGUGAUAUGGUGAACAACAUUGAGAAAAACGUUUCUAAUGCAGUGGAGUACAUUGGUCGCGCCAAAGAAGAGACUAAAAAGGCCGUGAGAUACCAGAAGAAAUCACGCAGGAAGUACAUUAUCCUUGCAUCAGCGCUGUUCAUCCUGCUUGCUGUCAUCGCACUAAUUGUUGGCCUGUCUGUCGGACUAACCAAACGUCCCGUGUGAGACUUACUGUGCCUUCCACAUCAGAAACUCCUGUACCUCGCC